GAGAGAGAGAGAAAGAUAAAAAGAAAGAAGAAAGAAUAACAGGAGAAAGGGGGGAGGGUGAAAAAAAGCCAUUAUAACAAAUUACAAACACUUGCUACAGUAGUCAGCGAGUUGUUUUAUUUUUAGAUAGAGAUACCAGCUCAAAAUAUGGACUGUAUGUCUUAAGAUGACACAUCUCCUUCCCAUACGUUACUGGGGAGGUUCUUGUGACUUUAGUCCAUGGAUGGAUGGAUGAGAAUAGAAAAAUCAACACCACGUCGAUAAUGAUGAUGAUGAUGAUACGAUGACGACGAUGUUACGGCAAGUGUAGACCGAAUGCAGAUGCUUCCAUCAGUCGGAAUUGAUGAGAUCCAUUACUAUGUGAAUGUCCAAAGUCCAACCGGACUGUAAGAAAUGUCCAACUCUGACAUAGCAUCUCAACACAUCCACAGGAAUUAUUUCUUACUGACGUCGAUAUAAAACUGAGCCCCACCAAACCAUAAAGCUGGAGAAGUUUCCAUCAGUAUCCCUGACCCCCUUUCUCACCACUCCCUCCUUACCCCAACUAAUUAUGGAGACGCCCAUGAGCAAUGACAAACUGAUGCAUGCUGAUUUCUAUGGUAAACAGUUUUCACCAGCCCCAACUUUGCAAACGCAAAGAAUAAGCCACAUUUGUGACAAAUUGAUUCAUACUGAUAUGUACGGGGUCAAAGACUUCCCACAAAGGCAUAAUCUUUCCAUGCAAAGUAUUCCUCACAUUCUGGAUAAACCUCUCUACCAUCCAGAAUUCGUGCCAAGGCAUCAUGGCUUCCAAAUGCAAACCAUUCCCUCCCACAUACCUGAUAAAUCGUUCCAUCACAGUAUGGUUACGUAUGCGAAAGAGUUCAGUCCAACACAGAACACUCUACCUUCGCCCAAACUGUUAACCCACAUGGUUGACAAGUCCCCCGUUCAUUCCACCAGCCCCCUACAGUCUAACAAACAGUUCCUCAGUCCCACACACUCUUCUGUACCACUACAAUCUCCCAAAAUGCCUACAAUGAUGGACAAGAUCUUUCCAGAUGGUGGCCUUCUUGAUAGUAGUGUGAGUGAUGGCAAACAGUAUUCUCACCCUCAUAGAUUGCAGUCGCCAAUGGAGAAGAGUUACCAUAGCAACGAGUCACAUAGGAACAGCCCGUUGCCAUGUGAUAAGCAGCUGUCACACCAACUCGACUUGCAGUCUUCAUCAAAGCUGAGCCCAGUGAUGGCCAAACAAUACUCUGACCCAAUGCUUUACCACAAGUCUUUCUUGACGGAGAAUAGCCAUCUUUCAGAGGCGAGCCGUAACCAAUGCCAAGAGAACUGCCAUGGCCACACUGUUGCCGCCGGGGGUAACAACAGUGUGGGCAGCCAUGGUUUACACACUCAUAAAACUACUUCCAGUAUGUCUGACAAACCGUACCACCAUCAACAACAACAACACCAUCAUCAUCAUAGCAGUGGCAGAAGCAGCAGCAGCAGUAGUAGUAGUAACAGUGGUAACACUGCCUCGUAUAUUCCGUCAGAUCACACGAACCCCUCUACACCAAAGCCCCAGGACAAGAUGUACCCCCAACAUGGCUCAGUUAGCAUGUCUCCAAAGCUUUACUCUCCGAACCACCACAGCAGUAUGCAGCCACAGAAAAACUACCUUCACAAUAUCAUCACCAGCAGUAGUAGUAGUGGUAGUGGUAGUGGUAGCAGUAGUAGCAAUAGUAGUAGUGGUGGUGGUGGUGGUGGCGGUGGUGGUGGCGAUGGUGGUGGUGGUAGGGGUAUGAACUGCAGUAAUUCUAUAACUCCUCCAACCAUUACCUCUCCUAGUAGUGCCAGUGUCCCCAGCAGCAGUCCAGCCCCUUUGAGGACCGACAGCAUUGUUGCUAAGCAACCAUAUGAAAGCAGCAUCCAUGAUGAACAACAACAACAACAACAAAAACAUCACCACAAGCAACAUCAACAUAAGCAACACCAACAUAAACAACACCGACAUAAACAUCACAAUAAGCAUCAUCAACAACAGCCUCAACUACAAACACAGCAACAGCAGAUGCAUGUACAACAACAACAACAGAUUCAGGCACAGCAACAACAACAAAUACAUGUACAACAACAACAACAACUGCAACAACAGCAACAACUUCAGACGCAGCAACAACUCCAGGUGCAACAACUGCAAAUGCAACAACAACAGCUCCAAGCACAACAAAUGCAACAACAGCAACAACAACAACUUCAAGUACAACAACAACUCCAAACACAACAGCAGCAGCAGCAGCAACAACAACUACAAGCACAACAACAACAACAACAGUUGCAAGCUCAGCAGCAGCAGCAACAACAAUUGCAAGCACAACAACAACAGAGGCAGCUGCAGGUGCAGCAACAACAGCUACAAGAUGAACAACAUUCACCACAACAAACACCACAGAAACAGCAUGAUCGCCAUCAACACAAGCAUCAUCAUCCACAACAACAACAGCAACAACAACAACAGAAAUCUCAGCAGGAUCUACAAGAACCACAACAACAACAACAACAAGAACAACAACAACAACCAUACAGCAAUCUACAGAAUGAAUCCUCAAAAUGUUACUCGCAGAACAGUGAUUCCCAAGAACAAAGCGAAGACAGCACCCCUCCAAAACAAUCUCCCCACUUGCACCACCAUCACCACCACCACCAUCAUCAACAGCACCAUCACAUUCAUCACCACCAUCAUCAUCACCAUCUUCAAAACCUAUCUGGGGGCUCUCUCCAGUCGGUCGGAGAAACAAACCUAGAUCUGAAAGAUGUUACCAAAGAAGACCCUUGUGAGAAACCCUAUGAUUCUUUAACCUGUCAAAUGACGAACCCACAGAAUUGUUCCGAAUCUCUUGAGAAACUCUACAACAUGGACAGCGAAGUCAAUGAAAAGCCUUCGUUGACAUUACUCGAAGGUACCGACCAGAUGUUGAUGGUAGACGACAAAAAGCCAUUGCAGUCUAUGUUGAACAGUGAGAUGGUUGGCACUGACAGGCCAUCUUCAUCCUCAGUGAAUGCGCAGCGUUAUCACUGUGACUUUUGUGGAAAACAAUUUGCACAAAAGUAUGUGCUGCAGAUGCACAGAAGAACGCAUACAGGAGAGAAACCGUUUCAAUGCGAUUUCUGUAUUCAGCGGUUUGCUCGUAAGGACACGUUACAAAUCCAUCGAAGAAUCCACACCGGUGAGACACCGUUCCAGUGUGACAAGUGCCCUAAACAAUUUGCUCAGGCAGGGAAACUUCAGAAACACAAAAAGCGUUGCCACAAUGGCCAGGCCAAUUCUGUGACGGGUAACACUCAGAAGUCAUUAACCCCUCGAUCACAGAAUCCAAAGAAAAGAAUCUCCGUCACGUGUGACAUUUGUUUGAAACAGUUUGCUCAUCGAGAUUAUUUAACAAUCCAUAAAAGGUCACAUACUGGAGAGCGACCGUUUGGGUGUGAAUUCUGCCCACAGCGGUUCACUCGCAGAGAUAUGUUACAAGUCCAUCGUAGGACUCACACUGGAGAAAAGCCUUUUGAGUGUCCGAUUUGUUUCAAGCGUUUUGCACAGAGAGAUAAGCUGCACAUACACUCGAGGGUCCAUUCAGGAGAGAAACCUUAUAAAUGUCAGUUGUGUUCGAAACAGUUUUCUCAGCGUAACACCCUGGUUGGCCACUUAAGGUCACACUCGGGAGAUCGACCAUAUCAGUGUGAAGUAUGUUUGCGGAGGUUUGCCCAAAGGGAUUACUUACGGGUACACACACGAUCCCAUACUGGAGAGAAACCUUACGGAUGUGAUUUCUGCAUCCAGCGCUUCUCUCGCAGAGACACAUUGCAAAUUCACCGCCGUAUUCACACCGGGGAGAAACCAUUCCGUUGUAACUUCUGUGGCAAAGAGUUUGCACAGACAGAUAAGUUACGACGACACAAACGUACUCAUCCUGAGUUGAAGCAAGAGAUCAAUGCUGGUAACAGUAACAACAACAACAACAAAACCAACAAUAGCAAUACUGCAGCUGCAGCUGGCAACUACGAUAGUGCAGCAGCAGCUGCAGUUGCUGCAAUUACAAGUGGUGUAGACAGCGACGGUAGUAAACCUAUGUUGGUCCCAGUAAAGACUAUUGAUGAGUAUUUACCUGUAAAUAACUAUUUGUGGCUGUUGUAAGACACCAGCCAGCACAUGGGAACUGCUAACACGCAUACAGACAUAUAUACGUACAUAUAUGUACACACACACACACACAAACAUACACACCUUGAACGACAGUAGAACUCUAUACACUUUAAUAUUUUUUACAAGUGUUUAUAUAGAUAUCUAUAAGCAAUCUUAUGUUUUAUUCUCACCCCCCUCCCUCCCUCUCUCUCUCUCUCUCUCUCUCUCAUUCUUUCUCUCUCCUUCCCUCUCCCUCCCUUCCUUUCUGCCAUCAGUGUGUAUCAGACAUGACAUAUCUUUGUAUAAAUAUCCUCCUUUCAUUUACUAAUUCCUGCUUCAAGAUGCCGUCUAUGGCUAUACUAGUUCCACCUCCACCAUCGCCAUUCUUCUGGUCUUCUAAUCAAGGGAAGACAACUCAGAUCGAGUGACCAAAAUUUCAUUCAAACCUCUGUUAAAUAUCAAUUUAUUUUGUUUGAGGUUUGAAAUAAUCUAAAAUGGUGGCUGAGCUAGUAAUAUCGUCAUACGCCUUAGCAAUAACACACAUUGCUUUCUAUGACAUCUUUGUACGCCUGACUAAUUCUCAGUGCAUACUUUAUAUACAUAUAUAUAUAUAUAUAUAUAUAUAUAUAUAUCGUGUGUAUACAUACAUCUCUAUCUAUCUUUUUACUUACUUACUGUCUGUCUAUGUAUGUGUGUAUACAUAUAUAUAUAUACAUGCAUACAUAUAUAUACUCUCUCUCUCAUACACACACAUCUAUAUAGAUAAAUACUUCCAAAGCUGUUUUUAUUUUCUCAUUUCUCCCCAUAAAUUCUCCUACUAACCUGUCCAAUAAGUUCUGAUAAUAUCCAACAGUUCAAUAUUCUUCUUAUUGAUUUUUGUUAAACCAAAUACCCUACCCUCCCCUGUUCCACCUACAGCUUCUUUUCCCUCAUUAUAAAAUUAUCCAAUUUCUUUAAACAUUAAUUACGAAAGUGAAAAAAGAUCCACCUGUUCGUUAGAGUUGCUUAUUAGCUUAUUUGUUGCUUUCAUCGCUGACAUCUUGCAAUUAUGACGUGACCACCACAGAAGAAACCAAGUGGAUUGUGCCAUGCCAAGUGCAUAGAAUGGUGUUUUUUUUUUUUUCCUUUUUUUUUUCAACUCUUUCUUUGUUUUCCUUCCCUGCCUAUAUUUCCCAAAAUGAGAGAGAUCUUUGAAAAUAUGUUCAUUUUGUCUGUCUGUAAGCAAUAUGACUCGAAAAUUUUUAACUGAAUUUUUAAAAUUUUGUCUUUUGUUUAUUUUUUUCCAAUAUUUUGCUCUGGUGGGCAAAAAAUGUCUUGAGUCUUCUUGGAUUGUUGAAGACUGUGUUUUGUGUAUCAUGUGAAAGCUAAGCCAUUUUGAUGGAAUCCGUCUCUUCUCAGAAUGCUGUCUGUCACCAAAACUCAUUGAUUAUAAUGUGCAACUGCAGUUGAUAUGGAUGUCUUGAGUGGAAUGGAUCUAGCUUUUGAAAAUUUGGAUAUUUUGCAAGUCACUUGUUGAGGUAACUAUUUUCUUAGUUGACUCCAUUUUACAGUAAUUCUUUAGUUGUGAAAAAUGGCUGACCUUUAUUUUUAUCUGGGACUAUUUGGAGCAAGCAGAGUAAUAUCUAGUGAACCAUUUCCUAUUUAUUUUUGUUGUAGCAAGUAUCCCUUGCUAUUCCCCUCCAUCCCCAUCAUUCUUUAUAAGUUAUUAUGUCACCCAGUGUUUGUCUACAAAAAUCUUUUAUAUAUCAGUAACAGUUAAACUAUGCUUCACUGGUGAGGUCCAAUAAGAGUGAAACAUAUCUGGAGUUAUCACUACAUUGCCAAAAAUUAGACUCACUCCUUACUCCACAACAUAAGUUUUAUUUAAAGUUCAGAAUCUCUCUUGACUUAAGCUAUUUGUUAAAAUAAUUGCUUUUUUCCCUCAUUAAGUCUGUAAUUUUAAUUAAUUAAUAUUUCUUAGCCCACUAAUUAAGUAUAUUAGUUCCCAAUUUACUCUUUAUUUUUACAUAAAGCACACAUCCUUGAGGAUUUACCCCAUUUAAGCUUUGUACAUCAGAUUUGACCUCUUGACCUUGAUACCUCCUGAAUCUCAUCAGUAUAAAUUAGAAGAUUGAAAACAUUGAAAAUAAACACGUUUAUGGCUUAACUGAGAAUGUAUAUAUAUAUCUAUAUAUAUCUAUAUACAUAUACAUGUGUGUGUAUAUAUUAAUUAUGUCAUUCAAUGGAAAUAGUAAUGGUGAAAGCGUUUAGACAAACUUAUUAACGCUUUUACUCUAACAUCGUCCACACACAAGUCACUCAUUGACAAAGUAAAAUAUGAUAUUCUAAGAUGGUCGUUCUUUUACUAGUCCGUUAAAGAUACAUAUAUCCUUUACUAGUCCUUUAAAUCUGGGUCUAUUCCUUCCGCUGGUCCCCUACAACUGAGUCUAUCACUCUCCCAUGCAAUUUCCUGACAUCUUUCAUCCUUAACACAGAGAUUCUCCUGUGCUGAUAGCUAGCUCUGUCUCCUUGCUAACCAUCACUAACUCUUACAGCUUUAUCAAUGAAGAUAAUUUAACAUAAUAUUGAUAUUUCUACAGAGACAAACUGUGUUCUAGAAACACUGUAGCAGAACUGAGAGUGAAUGUAAAUUAUUUCUGUGGAUCUGAUAUAGUACAAGCCCAUAGACAUCACAUGAUCACAACCAGACCAAAUUCUGUUCGCACACUUAUACACACAUACUUCAAGAUCCACAUCAUGAUCAAUGCCACAUCACCAGAGAACCUUUGUUUAUUAAUUGUGUGUGCGUGUGUGUGUUGAAUGCUGUAUCACCAAUGUACCCAAGUACGGGUUUUGAAACUUCACCAGAAGUACCUUUGAUGUACUCAUUAUCACAUGUGGCUUUGAUGCUGCAAGUAACUCCACUUCAGAAUGGUGCCUACCUGACAUUUCUGCAAUGACUACUCAUUGCAAAUGGCACCAAGUUCCAUGUACACUGAAUGUUUAGAAUGUAUGUGUAAUUUAUAUCUGCGUGUAUAUAUGUAUUUAUGUAUGUAGAAAUGGUUGAUAUGUACAUAUAAUUUAAUUUUUAAGUGCAUGCUUAUACACCCAUAUAUACAAAUAUGUGUGCGUAUGUGCAUAUGUGUAUGUAUAUAUGUGUGUGUCUAAAGGAAAGCGUGUUCAAACCCUUGCUUCUUGGCUGAGUUUAGAUCCUGAAUCUUUUGUUUCAUAGAAUCUUUUUUGAAGUUUUUUUAAUGCUACACGGGUCAAAUGAAUAUUUGGAGAGAAUAAUAUUGCUUAUGU
Messenger RNA from Octopus bimaculoides (California two-spot octopus), 7429 nucleotides. RefSeq lists its product as uncharacterized. The record is from RefSeq and is a predicted model, not a curated record. Lineage: Eukaryota; Metazoa; Mollusca; Cephalopoda; Octopoda; Octopodidae.